Molecule: messenger RNA, 855 nt
Organism: Aegilops tauschii subsp. strangulata
Lineage: Eukaryota; Viridiplantae; Streptophyta; Magnoliopsida; Poales; Poaceae
Source: RefSeq, a predicted model, not a curated record
AGCCCACAGACUCCACUCCACGCACGAACUUCCAAUCCAUCCGUCUCCUCCAGGCCACAGCCGCAACACGCUACUAGCAGUUACGCGCCCCUAUCCCCCCACCUAUUCCUUCCACUUUCCCCACCUCGCAGGCCAAGCAAACGCCAGGCGACGCAAGGCAAGGAAGCGGCCCAGCGGGCGAGGCAGCCAUGUCGUACUACGACCGGCGUGGGGAGUCGUCGGUGCUGGAGGCGUUCACGCUGUCGCCGCUGCCUUACCCGGUGAUCCUGAUCCUGAUGAUGGUGACGCUGCUGCUGGGGGCGUCGUGGUUCUUCUCCUACGAGGAGUUCAUGGAGGAGGCGUCGGAGCAGUUCAGCUGGUUCCUGCUGGGCGUGCCCAUCGCGCUCGUGCUCCUCAUCCGCUGGAUCUCCUCCGUCGACACCUUCGAGGGUUACUUCGGGUUCUACCCCACCGAGAGCCGCUGGCGGGGCUACCCGGCCGCGCCCUCCGAGGGCAGCUCCCCCUGGGGCGUCGCCAUGGUCGUCGUCGUCCUCCUCGUCCUCGCCAGUUUCCACUCCACCUUCCAGGACAUGUGGAAGGCUUGAUGGAAUGAUCGGUGCUCCGAUCCAUACUCGUAUGUACGUGUAUGUGUGUAUGUAUGUAUGUGAUUCCAUCGUAUCGAUCUGUGGUACACCUAUGAAUGAUUGUUGCUUCCAGGCGGUUGCUGCACCUGCACGUAUGUGUGCCUUGCUUUUCCUCCUGUAUAUAGACGAAGGUUAUAUUCUGCUAGCUGAAAAACUAUAGAGCUUGAGUGUCACUCCUCUGUACUGGUCCUUGUUCUGUGUUUUACUGAAUCAACAGGUUUCUGUGGGAAAA